Molecule: messenger RNA, 2166 nt
Organism: Indicator indicator
Lineage: Eukaryota; Metazoa; Chordata; Aves; Piciformes; Indicatoridae
Gene: GNL2
Product: G protein nucleolar 2
Exons: 16
Coding region: 1-2166 (721 amino acids)
Cellular component (GO): nucleolus
Molecular function (GO): GTP binding
Source: RefSeq, a predicted model, not a curated record
AUGGUGAAGCCACAGUACAAGGGCCGCAGCACCAUCAACCCCUCCCGCGCCAGCACCAACCCCGAUCGCGUGGGGGGCGCGGGAGGAAACAACAUGCGGGACCGAGCCACCAUCCGGCGCCUCAACAUGUACCGGCAGAAGGAACGGAGAAACAAGCAUGGUAAAGUGAUCAAGCCUCUGCAGUAUCAGUCAACGGUGGCACCUGGCACAGUUGCAAGAGUGGAACCAAAUAUUAAAUGGUUUGGAAACACUCGUGUGAUCAAGCAGUCCUCCCUGCAGAAGUUUCAAGAGGAGAUGGAAAAUGUCAUCAAGGAUCCUUACAGGGUGGUGAUGAAGCAGAAGAAGCUGCCCAUGUCCCUUUUCUACGACCGGAUCAAACCGCACACCUCCAGAGUUCACAUUCUUGACACUGAAACGUUUGAAACAACGUUUGGCCCCAAAUCCCAGAGGAAGAGACCAACUCUUUCAGCCAGUGACGUGCAGGCACUGGUGGAGAAUGCUGAAGCCUCCUCGGAUGCCUACGACCAGGGCAAGGACCGAGACUUGGUGACGGAGGACACCGGCGUGCGGGAUGAAGCACAAGAGGACAUCUAUAAGAAAGGGCAAUCCAAAAGAAUCUGGGGUGAGCUCUACAAGGUGAUAGACUCAUCAGAUGUUGUUGUUCAAGUUCUUGACGCCCGGGAUCCCAUGGGUACUCGCUCCCCUCACGUGGAAUCUUACCUUAAAAAGGAGAAGCACUGGAAACAUCUCAUCUUUGUCCUGAACAAGUGUGAUCUUGUUCCUACUUGGGCUACUAAGCGCUGGGUUGCUGUCCUUUCCCAGGAGUACCCAACGCUGGCUUUCCAUGCCAGCCUCACAAACCCCUUUGGCAAAGGUGCCUUCAUACAGCUUCUGAGGCAGUUUGGGAAGCUGCACUCUGACAAGAAGCAGAUCAGUGUGGGUUUCAUUGGUUAUCCCAACGUUGGCAAAAGCUCUGUGAUCAACACCUUACGGUCUAAGAAGGUCUGCAAUGUGGCCCCUAUUGCAGGUGAAACAAAGGUGUGGCAGUACAUCACCCUGAUGCGGAGGAUCUUCCUCAUCGACUGCCCCGGCGUGGUUUAUCCGUCUGGAGACUCAGAAACAGACAUAGUGCUGAAAGGAGUGGUUCAAGUUGAAAAGAUUAAGAGCCCUGAAGACCACAUUGGUGCUGUGCUGGAAAGAGCCAAGCCAGAGUACAUCAGAAGGACAUACAAAAUUGAUUCCUGGCAGGAUACUGAAGAGUUCCUUGAGAAACUUGCUGCUAGGACUGGAAAGCUGCUCAAGGGUGGUGAGCCUGACAUUCAGACUGUGAGCAAGAUGGUUCUCAAUGACUGGCAGAGAGGCAGAAUCCCAUUCUUUGUGAAGCCACCAAAUGCAGAAGCAGGUCCCCAGGUGAUGCUUCCUCCUGCAUUGGAAGUGGCUGUGCCAUCCAGCCAGGAUAACAGUGAGACAAUCUCUGAGUCAGCAGCACCAGGUGUGGAGCCAGCAGGAGAGCAGAGACAGACAGAGUCUGAAAUGAAACAGCUGAUGGCUCACGUCCGGCAGAACUUUGGGAGGAUUAAUGUGGCACCUCAGUUCUCAGAGGAAGACCUGGUUCCUGUAGAUGUGCCAGGCUUUGAUGGGACAGACACUGACUCAUCUGGGGAGGAGGAGGAGCAGGAAGAGGAAAACGAGCAGCUUCAGAAUUCCAUAGAGGAGGAAUCGCAGUUGGCUGUGCCAGUCGCCAAGGAGAGCCCUAAGGAAGUUCUUAAGGCUUUGGAUGAGAAGAUUGCAAAAUACAAAAAGUUUCUGGAUAAAGCCAAAGCCAAGAGAUUCUCAGCAAUAAGAAUCCCAAAGCAGUUGAGUGAAAAAGUGUUUGCAAAAUCCAUGCAGAAGUCUGAAGAACCCAAAGAAACUGAAGACAGAGGUAAAACCAAGCUUGAGAAGAAAAGGAAAAGGAAAGCAGAAGAGGAAGAAGAUGAUGACAAUCAGCCUUGCAAGAAGCUUACAUCCAAAGAGAGGAGACGAGCUGAGAGGCAGCAGCGCUCCAAGAAAGUCGGAGUCCGGUAUUAUGAAACUCACAACGUGAAAAAUAAGAAUAAGAACAAGAAGAAAACUGGCUUGGAGGGACAAAGAUCAAAGCACAAAAAAUACAAACAUAAGCAGUAA